CUGGAUUGAAGUGAUGUAUUUCAAGCGUCUUCAACGGAAUUUAGCAGUUUUCAUUUUCAUUCUCCUUUGUCUUCCGGGUGCUGCUGGUUACUUUUUAAAACAUGUGAAGACAGGGAAGUGUAUUUACGCCACAACAGUGUUAGAAAGUAGUGGCAACUGGGGAGAAGUUCUUUUUCUUGAACUUUCCAACAACUGUCUAGACGACGCUGCUCAGUUCUGUAAUCGUGCUAAUGGCGCCAUGUUGAAUUUAAAAAGAAAAGGAUGUCUCUAUGCAGCUUAUAAGUAUGGUAAAGGCAAAAAACAUGAUAUGCUUUAUCUUUACGUCAGCGACAAUUUAGACCUUUCUGCUUGUGCCUCUUAUCGUUCUAUAACCCAGACGUCUUGGGGAGGUUUAUCCACAUAUUACAAAGGCUACAAAGAUAGCUUAUUUCAAACCUGGUGUGCAGUCCCUCAGUCAAAUAGUCCCUUUAGAAAAGAAGGAAUAGAUCCUUACAUUCGAAUGACGAAAUAUUGUAACGAAGAUGAUGAUAAACGGUUUAAUUUUGGUUCAGUGACAUGUUACGGAGAGAUGGUGAGGAACGCCACUUGUCCUAAGGCCAGCUCUUCCCCAGGACAUGUUAAACAGUACAUGAUGGUCAAGACUGCAUCUUACCGUGGAUUGUCAGACUCAAAGACAUGUGGUUUCAGCGAUGAUUAUAAUUGUACAGUUGAUGUAACAUGUCUUGUUAGGAAACAAUGUGAUGGUCAACAUGAAUGUAAUAUAAUUGUGAAUGAAACCUUGUUCUCUGAUGAUAUGUGUCCUGGAUUGAAAAAAUAUCUUUACUUUGAAUACCGAUGUUUUAAUGAUGUGAAACCUUUUAGCAAUUUUUGCGUUCGUGGCAUAUCUUUAUCAAAUUCAUCUUUGCCAAACGAAGGUAUUGUACAAAUUACAGCGAAUAAUUGGACCAGGAGUGUUUGUGCAGGAAGUUUAACAAACAAAGCCAAUGAUGUUGUUUGCGUUCAAAUGGGAUACAAAAGAGCAGACUCUGUUGUUAAUACGCCGGUUCUACCAGAUUCUAAGGAUGAAAUGUUUUCUGGAACCAUAAACUGCAAUGAUGACGACAACGACCUAUCUUACUGUUCAUUCACAGUUACCGCCUCAAGUUGUUCUCAGUUGUCAUACAUAAAAUGUCAUAUUUGUAACAAGCCUCUGUUAGGAGAUAAAGAAAGAUUUUCUGAUUCGUCAUUCAAUGCCUCAGUUUCUUCAGAACAUAACAGAGCUUCUGAUGCAAGGAUAUCCAGUGGUAGUUCUUGGUGUGCUCCUGUCUCAGAUGGUGAACAUUAUCUUCAAGUGGAUUUUAAAAAACUGUAUUUGAUAUAUGAUGUUGCAACAUUUGGCGACGGUACUAGUGCGAAAUGGGUGAAGACGUAUAUCUUGAAUUAUACCACUGACUUGAUAAACUGGAAACAAUUUCAGGUCGCUGGGUUUCAAAAGAUAAUUCAGGGAAACAAGAAUCGUAAUGACGCAGCCAUAACAAGUUUAAAUGGCAUACAAGCAAGAGCGUUACAGUUUAUUCCAUUAUCAUAUGAAGGUCAACCUUGUAUGAGAAUUGAGAUCUGCGGGGAAAGAGUCGCUGGUUUCUUUGUGAAACAUGUUAAGACAGGGAUGUGUGUUAACGACACAGGAGUUGUGAAACAUUCUGGCCAACUUUGGGGUAGCUUGUCUUUUUUGGAACUUUCUAGCAACUCGUGUUUCGACAAAGCUGCUCAGUUUCGGUUUCGUGAUAAUGGCGCCAUGUUCAACAUUAAGAGAAAAGGAUGUCUCGCUGCUUAUUCUAAAAAUAAUUUUGGUUUCUAUCAAAAUAUUUUUUACCUUUACGUUCCCGCUACAUCAAUAGAAUUAGAUGUUUCUGCCUGUGCGUAUGACCCUGAAAGGGAUAUCUAUCGUCCUAUAACUCAGACGUCUUGGGGAGGUUUAUCGAUAUAUUAUAAAGGAUAUAAUAAGGGUUCAUUUCAGACCUGGUGUGCAGUCCCUAAAACAAAUAAACAUCUAGAUCAACAUUAUGGAAUUGAUCCCUACAUUGGAUUGACAACAGAUUGUGAUGACAUUGAGGAUAAACGUUUCAUUUUUGGGUCGGUGACAUGUUACGGAGAGUUGGUAGGCAAUAUCAACUGCCCUAAAGAUCAGUACAUGGUGGUCAAGACUGCAUCUUACCGUGGAUUGUCUGACUCAAAAACAUGUGGUUUGAGUGAUGAUUAUAAUUGUACAGUUGAUGUAACAUGUCUUGUUAAGAAACAUUGUGAUGGUCAACAUGAGUGUAACAUACCUGUGGAUGAAACCUUGUUCCCUGAUGAUUUGUGUCCUGGAUUGAAAAACUAUCUUUACUUUGAAUAUCAAUGCUCUAAUAGCAGUAAAGAUUUUGAAAAAAAAUGUGCCGUGUUUCCAGAUCAACCAAGAAACCUCACCGUCACAAGCAUCAAGUCUAGAAAUGCUAAAAUAUCUUGGAUUGGUCCUGAAAAUGAAGGAUAUUAUGGUGUCUCACUGUUUAGAAUCAGACUAAAGAAAGAUAACUCCCUUAUUCUGAAUACUACCACAGGAAAGAUUACAGAAUAUCUACUAAGUAAUCUCACUCCGUACACAAGAUACGUGUUAUCCGUAGCUGCUGGUAAUGUGAAAGGUAUUGGAGAUGAGAAAAUCACGUCGUUCCUAACAUCGGAAGAAGCACCAAGUGGUCCUCCAUUAAACAUUAAAACCACAUCAAGAAGUACAUCAUCUUUGUCUUUCAUUUGGGAUCCUCCUGAAGAAAGUAAACAAAAUGGCGUAAUUAUUGGUUAUACUGUGUGUGUUUUACCAUCGGGAAAAGGGGGUUGUUUUCAGACAAUUACAACCAGUGAAAGAUAUUGGAUUGUCCGAAAGUUAAAUUCGUCAACUAAAUAUUACAUUCGUGUUCGAGCCAGUACCAAAGCUGGUCAUGGAAACUACAGUGAAAGUAAAGGGUUUUUUACAAAUGGAAAACCCACAAAAAAAGCGAUAGAAGGGACAUCAAGUACUCUAACAUUUUCACUGGAAAUACCAGGGACAUUUGCGUAUCUUUAUGUUGUGGCCCUAAAAUUAAAAAACGGUAAAGAGCCUGAAUCAACUGACAGUUUUAUGAACAAUAACUUGGUGACGUAUGCAGAGGCAAGAAGGUCAGCUGACCCGAAACCUUAUAUCGCUGCAGUAUUUACGCCAAGCGAUAUCGAUGAGCACAUGUUUAUACUUGGUGAUGGUAAGAAUACAAGUGAUCCAACAUCACGAAAGCGCAGAUCAGCUGCGAGUGGCUAUUAUAAUGGUCCGCUGGAACCUGGCUCUAGAUACAGCAUUUUUCAAAGGGUUAUACUUAAUGAAAAGAAUGAUUUCUACUCCACAGACUGGAGUCCAGCUUCAAGUACCACAGACUACACAGGUAGUCCUCAUGUGCUGACAAACAUGUCCAGUGGUAACGUAAUAGGAAAGGAAGGUGAUCUUGUCAACCUGCUGUGUUCUGCUCAAGGUGAACCACCAAUUACAUUCAGCUGGGAAAAAGAUCAGACGCCGCUUGGUGGGUUCAUUGUAAAGGACAUGCCUCAUCGUAGUUCUUUGCUUGUUGUAACAGUGAAAGGCGAAAAAAGUUUUGGCAAAUAUAUUUGUCAUGUUCAUGAUCGAUUUCAAAGCACAACUUAUACAGUCUCUGUACAAAAACCUACAGAUUGCGGAAGUUUUGGAAAUCACCUUGUAGGAAUUAUAGUUUUAAUAAUUCUCGUCGUUUUUUCACUGGUUAUGAACGCUCUUCUCUUUCACCGAAUUCGUCGUCUCAAAUCAUCCAGCACCAUGAAAAGUUUGGAGAAGGCUAGCCACAAUUUGAGUGAUAUAUAUGAAAAUCCAAAAAAAGAUGACGUCAACAAUUAUGAACAAGUGGAAGAUGAACAGUCGACGUAUACAGCUCUAAAAAAGAGUGGGAAAGACAAAAAUGAUGACCAUGUUUAUAGUCAUCUAAAUAAAGGGAAAAAAGACUGCAAAAAUCAGGAUGAAACUGGAAUUUAAGAUGGUUGCCUAUUGCACUUGCAUAAUUAUAGUAAUAAUAAAAAUGUGAACAUCUACAAAACCAGAAUUUUGCACUGAAUAAAAUGAUUGCGAAUUAUUAUCGUACCGUAAAUAUAAUAAACAUAUGAAGCCAGUAAGCAAACAUUUUCUUUUGACGUCGACAUGCAUUGUUACGUUUUUACCUUAAAAAAUGAGACAGAAAACAGAAAGGGCUAUUGAUAUUACUACUGAAUUAGUAUAUUCAAUACAAACUAAAUUGAGUAUAUAACUAUAUAUAAAUCAUUCAAAAAAUUUGUAAUUUUGGUUGCAUCUUUUAUCGGGCAAUAUGGGGUUUAUGUGGUUUUUGCUGCUUGUUAAUUAUUUAUUGGAAUAUAGUAGUCAUUCCUCGUGUGAAAUUGAAACCGUGCACAUGAUAGUAAUAAUCGUUUACAUAAUUCUCUUAAUCAAACACAUUAAAACAUUAGCCAAACUUGUCGAAGGAGA
Messenger RNA from Dendronephthya gigantea, 4525 nucleotides. RefSeq lists its product as uncharacterized. Gene Ontology annotation, molecular function: protein binding; carbohydrate binding. The transcript is spliced from 15 exons. Gene Ontology annotation, cellular component: membrane. The record is from RefSeq and is a predicted model, not a curated record. The coding region runs from base 14 to 4042 and encodes 1342 amino acids. NCBI's taxonomy places the organism in Eukaryota, Metazoa, Cnidaria, Anthozoa, Malacalcyonacea, Nephtheidae.